AUGGAACCGCGGCAUGAUGAAUUCUCUGAUUACAUCAAUAGUUUCUCUUUGGAUGAUGAGAGUAUCUUGCCUAUCUUUGGUCAGUCGCCAGGCCUUGCUAAUGGAUACCGAUUCAGAGAAGAACCUUUAGAUCUCAGCUUUUUAGAAGCUCCUAACAGGGAACCAAAUUCUGGCCCCUAUACUUCAGAUUCCUCUUCACGCAUGUCCACACAAGUAGACUCCCCCGAUGACUUUUCAGAUUGUGUUGUUAGGUACAUAAACCAGAUUCUCGUGGAAGAGGAUAUGGAAGCUAAACAGAGCAUGUUUCAUGACCCCUUAGCUCUACAAGCAACAGAGGAAUCCUUCUAUGAAGCCCUUGUUGAGAAAUACCCUCCUUCAAACGUUGAAAUCCCCGAAGAGAACUUAUUCAGUAGCGCAAGUGACUACAGCACAAACAGUAGCAACUCCAAUGAUUCUCAAUGGCCUGGUGGUGAUUCUCUUGAAGCCAAAUCAUCAUCACUUCCUCAAACACAUUCUCUUGAAUACCCUUUGUUGUCUUCAUUUGGCUCUACCACUAGCGUUACCAAUGAUGGUUUCAGCACAUUGAAUUCAAUGGUAAACACACACAUCAUUGAAAACAUAUUCACUGAUAACGAAUCUAUCUUACAGUUCAAUAGAGGGAUGGAGGAAGCUAGCAAAUUCCUCCCUCCUAGUAAACCCCUAGUCAUCGAUUUAGACAAAUACAACUUACCUUCAAAUCCAAGACAAUCUCCUACAAAAGUGGUUGUCAAGGAAGAGAAUGUGGAGACAAAAGGUAACUCAUUCAGUGGAUUCAGGGGAAGGAAAAAGUAUCAUCGUGAGGAUACCAGUUAUGAGGAAGAAAGGAGUAGCAAACAGUCUGCUGUUUUUGAGGAAGAAGUCGAGCUGUGUGAUAUGUUUGAUAGAAUCGUUUCUGGUACAUAUAAUGAAUGCUCUUCCACAUCCGCCCCUGAAGAACCACCUAAGCCUGUAGUAAACAAAAAAUCACAGCAAAAUGGACAUGCUCAUAGAUACACCAGUGGUUGGAUUGAUCGUUCUUGGGGAGGAAGCUCAGGUGAACCCACAGAUGUUAGAACUCUAUUAGUAAACUGUGCACAAUCAGUUGCUACAGAUGAUUACAUAACUGCAAACGAACAACUAAACCAAAUAAGAAAACACGCUUCCCCUUCUGGUGAUGCCCCACAAAGGUUAGCUCAUAUCUUUGCUAAUGGUCUUGAAGCACGCUUAGCUGGCAUCGGUUCUCAUCUUUACAUGUCUAAAAGCACCAUAAAGAUCUCAGCUUCUGAAAAGCUGAAAGCUUAUCAGUCUUAUAUCUCAUCUUGUCCUUUCAAGAAGAUUGCCAUUUUCUUUGCUGGAAAAAUGAUAUACGAUGCAGCUUCAUCACAUUCCACUCUUCAUAUUGUAGAUUUUGGUAUUGCAUAUGGUUGUCAGUGGCCUAUUCUCAUCAAGCAUCUUUCAGAGAGGCCCGGGGGCCCACCUAAGCUGAGAUUCACCGGAAUAGACCUCCCUGACCCUGGUUUUAGACCCUCUGAAAGGGUGGAGGAGACAGGGCGUCGUUUAGCUAACUAUUGUGCAAGAUUCAAAGUUCCAUUUGAGUAUAACGCAAUAGCUAUUCAAAACUGGGAGUUGAUCAAGAUUGAAGAUCUGAAGCUACAAAGAAACGAGUGUCUUGCAGUGAACAAUCUGAUUUCUUUCAAGAACUUACAUGAUGAUUCGGUUAUGGAGAGCAAUCCACGAGAUGGUGUUCUUAAGUUGAUUAGGGACAUGAAGCCUGAUGUGUUUGUUCAGACUGUAGUGAAUGGAUCUUACAGUUCUCCGUUUUUUGUGACCCGUUUCAAGGAGGCUCUUUUUCAUUUCUCUUCAAUGUUCGAUAUGUUUGAUGCUACUUUAGAUCGUGAAGAUGAGGAGAGGUUGAAUUUUGAGAGGGAGUUUUGUGGGCGUGAAGCUCUGAAUGUGAUUGCAUGUGAAGGUGGUGAGAGGGUGGAAAGGCCUGAGACUUAUAAGCAGUGGCAAGCUAGGAAUUUGAGAGCUGGGUUCAAGAUCAAACCUUUGGAGAGGGCUUUUGUUUCUAAACUGAGGGGGAAGGUGAAAGCAGGGUAUCAUAAGGAUUUUGUGUUUGAUGAUGAUGGGAAAUGGGUGUUACAGGGAUGGAAAGGUAGGAUUCUGCGUGCUACUUCUUGCUGGGUCCCAGCUUAG
Molecule: messenger RNA, 2214 nt
Organism: Lactuca virosa
Lineage: Eukaryota; Viridiplantae; Streptophyta; Magnoliopsida; Asterales; Asteraceae
Source: the annotation of a GenBank genome assembly